CGUCCAGUAUGAGUUAUCCCUGCCCAAACCAUGAACGAUAGUGAAAAAGCAUCAACACAUGUGUAUUUUCCAUGGAUAGAGCGACUUGCACGUGUAAAUCAUUAACAUUAAGUGGUCCACAUUUCUCCAUUAAUAUGCCUCGAUCGGACAACACCAGCUAUGAGGCUGACGGGGAAACACAGCGGCUCCUUCCAGACGGCAAGAUGGCGGCCAAGAAGGCGUAUGAGAAGUCAGUGAAUGAUUCGGGUUCUGAGAAGUCACGAAGCAAAACCAACGUGAAGUUUGGCGCCACCAAAGUGUUUGUGGUGAUGUCCAUCCUGAUCUGCGAGUUGUGUGAGCGCCUGACGUACUACAGCAUUGUCGCCAACCUCAUCCUGUUCUGCACCAGCACCCUGAAGUACAGCAGUCCAGAUGCAGCCACCAUCAGUCUCGUCUUCUCAGGUGUGGUGUACUUCAUCCCCGUGGCCGGGGGCUACAUCGCCGACGCCAUGGCAGGUCGAUACAACACCAUCCUAGGAGCAGGCCUGAUCUACCUCAUAGGUCUUGUGAUGAUCCCAGCCUCCGCCGUAGACUAUAAAAGCAUGUUCGGUAGGUCGGAGGAUGGGUCGGCCUAUGACAUGUCACAGGAGGCGAGACGAGGAUUCUUCCUGGGAGGUCUGGCGUUUGUAGCUAUCGGAACUGGUGGUAUCAAGGCCAACGUCGGCCCCUUCGGAGCCCAGCAGGUUGAGGGUCUUGGUGAAGCUGCCGUUCAGUCCUUCUUCAACUGGUUCUACUGGUUCAUCAACGCCGGAGCUCUGGUCGCCUACUCUGGGGUAGCUUACCUUCAACAGAACUACAGCUGGGCCUGGGGCUUCUCCGUCCCUCUGUUCAGCAUGAUCCUGGCUCUCGUUGUAUUUGUCCUGGCCAGAAGUCGAUACGAGCACCUGCCUCCUGGAGAGAGCGUGCUGGCCACGGUGUUCAAUGUGUGGCGUAAAGGCUGUGGCGACUUUGAGCGGGUGAAGAAGAGGAACGGCGGGACGAUUAAUGACGCGACUGUAGAUGGCGCUGUCAGUGUGUUGAGAGUCAUGCCUGUGUAUCUACUCAUGAUCUUCUACUGGGCCAUCUACUCCCAGGAUGGGACUUUAUGUAGGUUUGAGGAAAUAGUCAUUAAGCCAAAGGAAAAGUCAGCGGACUUUUAG
Haliotis rubra (blacklip abalone) is the source of this 1178-nucleotide messenger RNA. RefSeq names its product solute carrier family 15 member 4-like. Gene Ontology annotation, biological process: oligopeptide transport; transmembrane transport. Lineage: Eukaryota; Metazoa; Mollusca; Gastropoda; Lepetellida; Haliotidae. The record is from RefSeq and is a predicted model, not a curated record. Gene Ontology annotation, molecular function: transmembrane transporter activity. Gene Ontology annotation, cellular component: membrane.